UUACUAGCGGCGGUUGGCGCUGGUUUGAGUUCGUCCUGCCCAGGCAAAAGAUUGUCACGUGGCGUCCGGGCGACCAAUCGCCGCUCUGCGUUGGUUUCUCGGAGCCAGAGCGUCGCCGCCUGCUCCCGGGCCCUGAAAAGUGUGGAGAGCGGGGACGGAGGAGGUCCGGCCUGUGUGCGUGUGUGGCGAUCUGUGCCAAGUCAAGCUAGAGUCUUCUAGAGCAACAUGCUCCAAGCGUAAUGCCUUAUUGGCGGUCAUUUUUGAAUUUACACUACCAAACAUCACUUCCUUAAUUUGUGGGAAGAAAAAAAUAAAUCAUGGCAAGUAAACGGAAGUCUACCACGCCUUGUAUGAUACCCCUCAAGGCUCUAGCCUUGGAUGGUGGCACAGACAUGGCAGAAGAAGAAAAGGACCAAAGUUCCACAGAGGAGCACCAAGAUAUACUACCAGCUGCAGAUCUUAUGGGCGGUGGUCACGACUUGCUAUCUAAUGGACAUGAAAAUGUAGAAGGUCUGAGUUUUUUUUGUAAAUACUGUAACUUUGGUUCUCUGGAAACAAGCCCUUUUGUGGAACACAUGAAUACAAAACACCUUGACUUUAGAAAUGAUCCUUCAUAUGUUUGCAUUGUAUGCAGCUUCCUAGUGAAAGACCCUAAGGAACUGGAAGCUCACAAUGCCGAUUCUCAUCCCGGAGACCCAGAUCUCUCCUGGAUUGUGGCCAAGCACGAGAGCUACACUGUUGUAGAACAGAGCGUCAGCGGCCAUGGCAUUGAUCAUGAUGACCCUGUACACCAUGGUGACGAACUUGUGGAUGACUACUCGGAAGUAACAAUGACUAAAACCCCUAUAAUGAAACAUUUCAAAAAUAAGCUAGAGACAAAAAAAAUUAUCACUAUAAAAGAUAAUGGUAACUGCGUAGGCGAGGAGCCUGAGAGAAAGGGCCGACCUGUUACCAGGAGCGGGACAGCGUUGGUAAGCAAAGUGACCAACAACAUUGUAAAUUCUUCUCCAUUAGUAAACGGCCCCAUCAUAGGAACAGUACCUGUCUUACAAACUGGGGUCACCCAGCUGGUAUCCAUAAACCCCCCUCAGUCUUUAAUACAGCCAAAGAUUCCUGCAACUAUUAUAACACCAGUGCUGCCCAAACAGUCUGCGCAAAAGUCCCAAAGUCACCUGCUUCCCAAUGAAAAGUCUCUCCCAAGAGUAAUGAUUCCGUUGAGCAGUAUUCCGACAUACAAUUCGUCCAUGGAUUCCAAUUGUUUUUUGAAAAAUUCUUUCAAUAAAUUCCCGUACCCGUUGAAGGCCGAACUUUGCUAUCUGACAGUGGUGACGAAAUACCCUGAAGAGCAAAUUAAAAUAUGGUUUACUGCACAAAGACUUAAGCAGGGGAUCAGCUGGUCACCGGAGGAGAUCGAGGACUCCAGAAAGAAGAUGUUUAAUACCAUAAUCCAGUCUAUCCCCCAGCCAAUGCAGCAGCCAACCAUAACCGUUUUGAAUGCUCCACUUGUAACCAAUGCAAAUAACGUUCAGCAUCUUAUCCAUGCAACCCUUCCUAGUCAGAUCGUCAGCCAACCUCAAGGGACUGGUGGCGUAAUAGUAACUCAGCCUAUUCUUUCCAAUGGGAUUCAAGGAGCUCUUACUUCCGUGUCUUUAGGCAUAGCUCCACUUUCCACUAGUCAGGCAAACGACUUUGGUAGAGAGUCCUUUACAGCAGCGGGCAAUUCCCCUCCGAUUACAUCACAAUCGAGUUUUUAUGAAAGCAUACGAAUUAAAAAGUCAAGGCAGCAGUUGAGUGCCCUUAAAAACAGUUUUUGCAAAAGUCAGUUUCCUUCCCACGGGGAAGUUGCAAAGCUGACCAGAAUUACUGGCCUAUCAACAAGGGACGUUCGGAAAUGGUUUAGUGAUAAACGGUACCACUACCGCAACAAACCGGCGUCCUACUUCUCAGACACCGGCGAGCCGCUAACUGACGCGCAGACAGAUUUGGUGUUUUCUGUGGGAAAAGAACAUGAUACUGACUUUGCACUUCCAGCAAGCAGCCAUACACCGGCAAGCAGCCACACACCAUCUCAUACACCGUCUCAUACCCCAUCGCAUACACCCUCACAUACGCCAGCCCAUACCCCAAGGAGGCAGUCUUGGCAUCAGACUCCAGACUUCACAACCACACGAUACAAGGAGCGGGCUCCAGAGCAGCUGAGAGUGCUGGAAAGUAGCUUUGCAACAAAUACUUUCCCUUCGGAUGAUGAAGUGACCAGGUUACGAAGCGAGACAAAAAUGACAAGACGCGAAAUUGACAGCUGGUUCGCAGACAAACGCAAAAGAGUCGCUGAAGAACUCAAGAGAGAGAAGGCCCGUUAUGAAAAGCACGAGGACAUCUUUCCUGAAGAAAUGGAGACCUUCAGGGUCAAGACUGCUGAUGAAGUGAAGGCUCCUAGUUCUCCAGUCUUUGAGCGAAAAGUAAACCCUAUAAAGAUUAAUCUAAAGGCUCUUCGGGUGACGGAUACAGGGAACAACACGGACAGCUUCAGGGAUGAUAACAGUAAUCACAGCGAUGGUGGAAGUAGUAGGCCAUGUACACCUCAGAAAAGUCGAUCUGUGAAAAAGACUGCCCAGCAGCGGGAUCAUUUAAGACAAUUGUUUGUGAAGACGCAGUGGCCAUCCCAGGAGCAGUACGAUAAUCUGGUAGAGCAGACAGGACUGCCGCGCCCCGAAAUUGUGCGCUGGUUCGGGGACGCCAGGUACUCCUUUAAAAUUGGCAAUUUAAGAUGGUAUGAGGGCUACAAAAAAACCUAUUCGGAAGCUAAGCCUGCGUCCCUCCAGCCUCUUUUGGACUAUUAUGGCGAGCAUCAAACACUUUGUGAAACUGACAUUAAUGAUCUCUGCGACCAGACAGCUAUGUCCGCAGAUGAUAUCCGCAGCUGGUUUUCAGAACGGAUGGAGGAAGCCAAACGAGGUGCGGUUGAGGAGGGCGGCGAUGAUGCAAAUGUCAGCCACGGUGACACAGUAGAUGACCAGAAUACGACACCCGAUCAGUCUCCAAAGGUCUCUGAGAACGGUGACUCCUGUGAGCCGAGGUCGGAUGAAAGCCUGCCAGAACAACCGCCAUCAGAUUUACCACUUGAAACGGGCUGAACACCAGCAAAGAAAAAAACCCUGAUAACCCGGAGGACUGCCGUAUCUCCAGCCUCCUUCCCAGGGGUUCCAAUGGCAUUGAAGUAUAUUGUGUUUUUCUCCACUGGGUGGCAGGAAGACAUAAUGGCCAUCUUGGCAAUGCAUAGGAAAUAAAGGGACCUUGUUGCCUUGAUGCAGAUUCUGUCCUAUGGAAGUCACCUUUCCCUCAUUGUACAUACCAUAAUGCAGGUUUUCAACAUUUUCCCCAUCUCUGUGACCCCCUUUAGUGCUUUUCUUUCCCCCCUCCCAUCCUAUUCUCUGUAUGUCUAUUGGUACAGGAGCUUAUUUAUAUAAUGACAGAAUAAUAUAACCAUUUAGUAUUCA
Nanorana parkeri is the source of this 3497-nucleotide messenger RNA. It is a transcript of the gene ZHX3, whose product is annotated as zinc fingers and homeoboxes 3. Gene Ontology annotation, biological process: regulation of transcription by RNA polymerase II. Gene Ontology annotation, molecular function: DNA-binding transcription factor activity, RNA polymerase II-specific; DNA binding. The transcript is spliced from 3 exons. NCBI's taxonomy places the organism in Eukaryota, Metazoa, Chordata, Amphibia, Anura, Dicroglossidae. Bases 318 to 3134 code for a protein of 938 amino acids. Gene Ontology annotation, cellular component: nucleus. The record is from RefSeq and is a predicted model, not a curated record.